This is a messenger RNA of Porites evermanni, 21703 nucleotides long. The record is from the annotation of a GenBank genome assembly. Lineage: Eukaryota; Metazoa; Cnidaria; Anthozoa; Scleractinia; Poritidae.
GUUUUAUUUGUUUUGCCUUGUGAAAAGAAAGGUUCUUUCUUUAAUAGUGAUAACAAUGAAAAAAAGUGGGUUUAUACUUGCAUUUGUUUUGAUGUGGAGGUAUUUGGUUUGCAGAACCAAUGGAGGUAAGAGUAGCUAAUGGUACUACUUGUAGCUUUUUACACUAAAGUUUAUUUCACGUAGUUUUUCAUUCUUCAUCCCUAUGAUCAAUUACAAUAGUAGUAAGAAAACGAUAAACGUGUACUGGCUACUUUUUUUUCACUUCCUCUCUUUGCUUGAUACCACUGGAGUGAAGCUUUACUAAAGGUACAUUGUACGUAGGACCUUGUGAGAUGUUGUUGUCAAGGGCGGUCUACAAUGUAGCUGAAAGCUAAGCCGACAACUUGGUUAUCUUGUACACUUUAACUUGUCUUGCGACGAUGGAAAAACAUUAUCGCGAGAAAAUUACAUAAAUUAGUGCAACUUGACUGUAACUUUGAAAUGAUGUUUUUAUUGUAGUUGUUUCUACCUAUUUUUUAAUUGAUUAUACUGACCAGGGAUGUUACUAAGAUUUCAAGUUGCUAGGUAACUACAACAAAUAGGCAGGGGAUAAAACAGCUAGGGAUUUCUUUUGGUUCUAUUUUUCUUCUAUUUUCCGAUGAAAGUAGCCAAGGAGCAUAGUAGCCAGUGGAAAUCCUCUGCCCCCACCUCUUAAUGCAUAUACGCCAACUCUCCCAGGUUAUCCUGGAGUCUCCCGGAUACAGCACUGAUCUCCUGCUCUCCCAUAUGGGUCCCCAAAUCUCCUGCAUAAAAUGGUCUUUCGAGCUUUUCUGUGCUUUAAUUUGAAAUUUAGCCUAUUUUUUUCUCAAAAUUCCAAUUUUUUUUAAUUCUUUGUACGGUUUCUGGGACAUUUGCACAUAUUAAGACACUGACAAAGAUUAUUUCAUCAUUAUAAUUAUGAAAGCAAAUUUUGAGAGCACCUACUUCAUGUAAGACUUCAUAUUAUAAUGUCCUAAGCCAUGGUGGCUGGGUCAAUUUGUGGGCAGGUUGUGUGGUGGGGGGUGGUGAAGCUGUUGACAUUUGGGUGGGAGAGGGGAGGGGGGUGUUAGUGCAAAAUAAAGAGUCUACAGAUUUUAGAUCUCCACAGGUUGGUAUCUCUGUUAAUAAUAGUCCUGACGUGACUACCUUGAUUCUUGAUAAAAUUUUGUUUUAAUUCAGCGGUGGUGAAUAUCAACUUAGCUGGAUUCCAGGAUGGUGUACUUAAUGUGCCCCAAAACAAUGAGUUUGGAGAAAUACAAGUAGACUUAACAGAGGCAGUGACAUCAGUACAGGUUAGCUUAUAAUGUUGAGUAAAAUUCUUUCACUCGUUGGGGAAGAGGAAGGUACCUUUUUGCCUGGAUACUUAACAAUGUUAUUAUUGGAUGAGGCUGAGUAUGAAACCAAGAAUUUAGUAGAUUGAGGAGAGUGUUAUCCGCCUAGGCCAAAGGCAGAUAGCACCCUCCAGGACUUUGCCUAUGUAGUGAUAAAAAUUUAUCAAGUGUAAACAAGGUUAAUUCAUUGCCCCAUGUAUUUCCUACUUAACAACCAGGCCACAGUUGUUUGCAGCUCUUUGGAAACAGGUCCUGGCAUAACAGCUGUAGAGUUUACGAAUGUCUCAGCUCCAGUUGGUACAACACAAGUGGAUGUUUCAUUUAGGUAUGAAAUUUUUGUCCACUCCUUAAUGUGGACAGAAAACCAUAUACAUAUAUGAUUUUAUUUCAACAAUACUGGUAUAUUGGGAAGUUUGUGCUAAAUACAGUGACAUGGACACAUACACUCAUACCUUGUAUGAGACAGAUGCUCUUACAUGUACGAGCUGUUUUUUAAAAGUUUGGUUCUUGCCACCAUGAUGUGGUAAUAUUGAUAUAAAAAAGUAGUUUUCCCUGUGUAAUUUGUAAGUUCAUUAGUCUUACUUGCCAAGCUUUGGUUGACAGUUGGCCAUAAAUAAUUUUGUUUGAAAUAAAAUGUAAUUCAGGAUUGUACCAUUUAUCUUCCAAUGUCAAAAAACUGAUUUAAAAAUACCGCACACUAUCUAAGACAGACACCUAUGAAACUGGCAAUUUGUGUCCAUCUGAGCGAGAUGUCCUUCUCACAAAUUGUCAAUAAAAAGAGUAUAGAAAGACAUGGACCAACUCUAGAUGUCCAUUUUAGCAAGGUGUCUACCUUAUAAAGAUUCAACUAAAAGGUCUAAACAAAGUAAAGAUUUAGGCUGGGACCAUCUCCAGGUGUCUGUUUUAGGAAGGGGUGUAUUUAAAAAGUGUCAACGAAAAGGAGUAAAAAGAGGUAGGGACCCACUCUAGGUGUUUGGUUAAGCAAUUUGUCCAUCUUACAGAGGUGUGCCUUUAGAAAGAGUUGGCUGUAAUAGCUACUAAUCAUGUUCAGGACAAAUUUCUAAAGUUAAGAUGGUAGCUCACUUAUUGCUUGGUACAUUACUGUAUGUACAGGCUGCUUUGCAUUAAUUAACCCCCUUCAUCCUCCUCUUCUUUAUUUUUUUAUUUUAUUUAUUUAUUUAUAGUCACUCACAAAACCUUACACAACAUGAACAAAAGGUGUUAAUUAAAUUAUAAAACUAAUGUGACAAGGAAGCCUAACGAAGCUUGAAGCUUAUAUUAAUAGGUUUCCUUCAACUACCUAGUGAACUAAGUUCAUGGCUGAGUGCAGAGUGAGCAAGAUCAGAAAAUUAAACGACAGAUCGGCUAUCAGUGAGAUAAUUCUUUAAAUUUCUUUUAAAAACAGAUAUAGAAGGAGAGCUAAUUAGUGAAACAGGCAACGAAUUCCAGAUUUUAGGUCCUCGGUAAAGGAUACUGAAUUGCUUUAUAUUUGUUCUACAAAAAUGAGGUCUAUAUUGAGAGGCUAGUCGAGUUUCGUAUUGAUGGACUUGAUUACUACUUAAGAACAAGUCAUGAAAGCUAUUAGGCAAAAGAUUAUGGUGAUAAGAAUACAUAAAGGUAGCGACAGAAAAUGAAUUAAUACUAAAUAUGUCAAGGACUUUAAGCUGGCUAAAUAAAGGGGCGGUAUUUGCUAGAUAGUGAGCUUUUGUUAUGAGUCGCACUAGACGCUUUUGCAAAAGGUAAAUACAGUUUAGGUUGGAACAGUAGGUGGAGGACCAGGCGACAUUACAGUAUGUUAAGAAGGGAUAUACAAGGGAGUAAUACAAGGUCAUCAAAGUUUGGGAUGAUAGGUAAAAGCGGGCUUUCGCAAUAAUUCCCACACUUUUCGAAAUUUUUUUUGAGACGAAAUCAAUAUGUGGUUUCCAAGAGAGAUGCUGAUCAAUGAGAACACCUAAAAAUUUUGUCUCCGUGACUUGCUUGAUCACGGUAUUUUCCAGAGUAAGAGGGACAUUAACAUUGACUUUCUUUUGCCUUGGAUGAAAAAUCAUAAAAUUUGUUUUAGUCAGAUUUAGAGAUAACUUAUUCACUUUAAGCCAAAUAAUUAUUUUUGCAAGUUCAUUGUUAACAAUAGAAACGAGGUGAUUGGCAUCUUUAUGGGAACAAAAGAUACUUGUGUCAUCAGCAAACAGUAAAGAUUGAGUGAGACUAGAGACAUUAGGAAGAUCAUUAAUGUAAAUAAUAAACAAAAGAGGUCCAAGAAUUGAGCCCUGCGGGACGCCACAUAAAAUUUUCCGCGGAGAAGAUCGAUGGGACCCAAACUGGACAAAUUGAGUCCGAUCGUCAAGAUAGCUUUUGAUCCACGCCAAAGCAGUAUCCCGAAUACCAUAGUGUUGCAGUUUAUGACACAAUAUUUCAUGAUUAAUUGUAUCAAACGCCUUAGAAAGAUCUAAGAAGAUGCCUAAAGUUGUUUCAUUUCUGUCGAUAGCUGAAGAUAUGUUGUUGAUCAAGUCAAUUAACGCUAAUGCAGUCGAAUGAUUAUUACGGAAUCCAAAUUGUUUCGAGUAUAAAAUAUUAUGCAAAUUUAAGAAAUUAAUCAGUCGGUUGUACAUGACUUUUUCAAAGAGUUUAGAAAAGGCUGGAAGAAUUGAUAUUGGCCUGUAAUUACUAAAAAGUGUUGGGUCAUCUGCCUUAAAAACUGGAAUCACUUUGGCUAUUUUGAGAGAUUCAGGAAACACACCAGUAGACAACGAAGUGUUUAUAAUGGUUACAAGAGGCUGCGCAAUAUUUUGGAAAGACUGAUGAACUAUCUUCAUGGAUAUAUUAUCAUGUCCAGGAGCUUUGUUGGCGUUGAACGAUUUAACAAUGUUGUUUAAUUCACCGACUGUUAGUGGUUGCAAUGAAAUGGAUUCGGAAAGAGCGCUGCUUAAGAAAUUCUUGGGUGACGAAUUUGUGGAAGGAAUUUUGCUCGCCAAAUUUGGCCCUAUAUUGGUGAAGUAAUCACAGAAUUUAUUGGCAAUGUCAGUAGGAUUGCUAAUUUCCAUUUCAUUUUUGGUGAAGCUUGCAGGAUACGGCGAUUUAGCGACACGCCUGUUGAUCACUUCAUUAAGAAUUUUCCAUGUUUGCUUUAAGUUUGAUCUAGCCUUAUCCAAUUUGUUGUCAUAAUAAUUUUUCCUGGCGAUACGAACAAGACAAGUUAGCUUAUUUCUAAAUGACUUAUAGCUGGAUUCACGCUCAUGACUUGGUUUCCUUAACAACAAUUUAUACAGCCUAGACUUUGUUUUAAUUGAUUUCAAGAUUCCAGUUGUAAGCCACGGAUUAUGCAGAGUUUUUAGGUUUUUCCCUUGACAAAACUUUAUCGGAAAACUCUUGUUAUAAAAUUCAGUAUAUUUUUGUAGGAACCCAUUGUAAGCGGCGUUAGCAUCAGCAUAAAUUAGAGAAUUCCAAUCGAAUUCACACAAAAGGUUGUUAAAUGCAUUAAUAUUCUGACUAGAGAAGUUGCGAAUGGCAACACUUUCCUUAGGCUUAAUUGUUGAAGAAUGAGCAUCAGUGUAACAGAGUGUGAAGAUUGGUAAAUGGUCGGACAGAUCAUUAAUAAUGAGUCCAUUGUCACACAAGGCAGAAAUAUUGUUAGUAAAAAUAUUAUCAAUCAGGGUGGCGCUGUACGAAGUAAGUCGAGUUGGUCUCGAAAUUAGCGGGUAAAGAAAAUGAGAAAAUAACGCAUUAAUAAACUCAUUCGUAGCUGAAUGCAAAUCAGUGUUAAGAAGGUCUAAAUUGAAAUCACCCAUUAUGUAACACAUUUUAUUGUCCCUGGUUACCCGAUGAAGCAAUUGGUGAAAAGAUUCCAGGAAUUCAUGCAAAUUAGCAGAAGGAGGACGAUAAACUGUACCGAUAAUAAAGUUUUUUCCAUGCGGAUUUUCGAUUUCAACAAAAACAGAGUCAAAUAAGGCGGAGUUUGACGAGCACAAAUCAGACAUAAUGUUAAAGUUGAAAGUGUCGCGUAAAUAAAGGCCUGCGCCUCCACCAAUCCUGCCCACUCUAUUCGAUGAGAUGAAACGAUAGCCAGUAAUGUUUACAUAAUCUUCGUUAAUAUCAUUUAGCCAAGUUUCUGAGAUACCUAUAGCUGAAAACUCAUGUUGCGAAGAAUCUAAGAGUUGGGUAAAUUUGUCAAAAUUUUUAAGUAAGCUACGAGCGUUUAAAUGCAAAAGCGAAAAGUUGAUAGCAUCCUUCUUAUUACCAAUUAGGUCAUUUAGUUCUUGUUCGUUAUAGUAACUACAUUUAGAGGUAAGAUUUAGAAAAUUACUAUCUGGAUCAAUGUCACUGGAUAUUACAGUAUCGCAAUUACUUAUCGGGUUAAAGUAUAGGCAUUCUAAUCGAUCAUUAUUAAAACGCACUGGGCCGUGAGCUAACUCAUAAAGGGCAAGAUUAAAAGACACAUCGUCGAGAUGAUUAAAAGGAAAUUCGCUCAUAUUAGCAAAGAAUUAAAUAAGGAGUCAACUUAUCUGAGUUAAACUAGAUCGAGGGUCUGUCUUUGAUUAUCAAUUUAUCCAACACAAAGUAGGCAAUCUUUCCGGCUUGCUUUGCUUGUUUUAGUUUCGGCAGUUGAUCUUUACGCCUUUGAAGAGUUUCAGCCGCAAGAUCUUCAUUAACAAACAUUCCGUCUGGCCUUACAAUCCUCGCGGCCUUUAAUAUUGGAUCCUUUUGCUUCCAGCUUACCAGGCGACAAAUAACUGUACGAGGACGCGUAGAUGAAGCGUUGUCGUCAGAGCGCCGAUUAACUUUACCAGUACGAUGAGCUCGCUCGAUUUCCACCUUGAAAGGAAGAUUGAGUUUGGAUUCUAGCGCGACUUUAGCUUCAUGGCUAAAGUGACUUCCUUCCCUGGGAUGCUCUUUGCUUUUUUGAAAAAGUAACUUGACAUAAUUUAUUUUGUACUUUUUAUACAUACAGGAUCAUAUCCCCAGGUAGACCUGUUACAAUCCAGUGUUCAGCCCAGAGUGAAGGAAGCAAUCCCCAGUUUACAUUACCAGGAUCUAAAGGAAACAAUGGGUGAUUAACUCACUAAAUAUAGUUUCCUAAAAUAUGUCCUUAACCCUUUAACCCCUGUCAAUAUCAAAGUCAGAAUUCUCAUUUGGUGCCCCUGUAUGUUUCUACUGAAGAAGUGGAGAGAAGUUGUUGAAGUAUUAACUCAUUAUGUUUGUUGUGAUCAUGUCCUUAACUCCUUUCACCAUUCCAUUUAAAAAGGGUUGAUUUUACAACAGAGAAAUUUGAUGCUGAUCACUCUUAGAGCUUGAAGGGUUAAUACAUGCAGGGUUGAGAUCACCUUUACCUGCAGCCAUGUUAAAAUCUAUCAGAGAGCGUAAUUAUGAUGUGACUUUGAUAUUCAUGUACAUGAUGUAAUGAGCCUCACCAUGGCUGCAUUAGUUGAAUUUUUGUAGGUGUUACAGGUCAAAUUUGAUUUCAGGUCAAAAUUUUUUUGACUCUCAAUUUCCUUUGUUCACUCUGGCUAGAAGAAAAUGAAACUUGAGAAUCAAACUAGGUUAAAAUCAAGAUAUAACCUGAAAUCAAAUUUGAUGUGUAACAUAAGCACUUCGAUAUGCAAUUGUGUCACUCACUCACAACAUAGACCUAUACACUGUAGUUAGUCAUGAUUAAUCAGCCGCAAGGGAGAGGGUCUGGUUAUAAAACUCUGUAGUAGAUCGAUCAAAAUAAUGCUCAUCAAAACUUUUCAUCACGUUUUUUUGUUGUGACUGGAGACAAAAUCAUGAGGUAAAAUGGAAUUUUUGAAACACACUUAGCAUGUUCACUGUAACAUGAUAUUUGAAGAGUGGUCGUGUCAAGAACCGUAAUAACUUUUGCUCAUGGAUACACUAAGACUGUUUUACUUUAAAGCAUUAAAGUUCACAGUCUUAAUGACAGGUGAAAUUACACGUGUUUUUUAGCAGUCCAUGAGUUCCCCCAAAAUAAAUGCCUGUCUUAUGCAGUAACCUUAUCCUGCAAUGUCAGUCAGGAUUAUUUUAAGUGGAAGUACAUGUUAGAGUCAAGACUUGACUAUCCACCUCUCAUUUCUGUUGCAUCUUACUUAUUUGCUAUCAAUGGAUUUGAUUAUUGGUAAUAAUGCAUUUUAUUUAGCAGCUCACUUCACCCUGUUAUAUGUACAUGUAUCUCAAGAUGUGAAGUACAUGUACUUUUAAGAGGGCUUUUAUGACAUUUAAAUUACUUUUACUAUCUGUACAUGAUGAGCUUUUAUAGGUUUAUGAACUCUGCUUACAAUGUUUAUUAUUUUUAAAGUAUGACUUUUCUCUAAGUGUUUAGUACUAAUUCUUUCUCAGGUCCUUGCGUGUCAUUAAAGCACCAACAGUUCACAUUUGUCCUGAUGUCAUCUUAGUUCACAAGUAUUUACUCAAGUCAACUGUUGAAGUGCAGUUCAGGUACUGUUGUUUAUAAAUAUAAGCUACUUGAUUUAUUUUUGAUAAAAGUUAAGGUUAAAGGUUUUCUUAUUGUGAAAUGGCACUUAGCUUUAAUAUCAAGCUAUAGCUUACAGGCGCUCCACUCAAAUACUUAGAAACAAGUAAUUCAAAUAUAUAAACACAACAGGAUUAAAAACCCCAACUGGCAGGAGGAAACCAGUUUGCUAUAUACAAGCAUGGCUGAGGAUUUGAACUCAAGACGGCAGAGAACAAACCCCACAAGUGACCAGAGUUGGACUCGAAUCUGGGACCACUGGAUUGCGAGUCCGCUUUGCUGACCACUCAGCCACACAGGCUCCAUUUUAAACCAAAAACUUAACAUGGUAUUUUAUGAAGGUUUAUCACAAUUUGUUAUUAUUUUCUUUUCUAAAGAAAUGUUUAAUAAUAUUUUGAUUUAAGGAAAAUAACUUCUCAGGUUUUAGUCAAGCCAGGUCAUUAGUAUACAGUGUACCCCCAAGAUUCCAUGAAUGAAUUUAUUAUUCAAAAGUUGAAUCCAUUGGUAGUUGAAGAUCUUAGAUUCAUCUCUGCAUUCCUACAUGCAUAAUAAGUCAUGAAUUCACAUGCGAGGUAGUCAUGAAAUUUCUACCAACUCAGUUUUCAUGACUAAUUGAUGUAAAUGUCUUCAAAGUAAUUUUGUCCAUUCAAAGACUAUUCAAUCUCACUGACCACAGAGAAGUUAUGGUAAAAACAUUCACUGCUCAUAAUGCAUGCAGAAGUGCAAAUUUGAAUUUGAAACUGGUUUCGACAACAACUAAUGGAUUCAUUUUUCAAAUAAUUCAUUAAUGGAAUAUUGAGGAAGGGGGGGGGGGGGGGAUUUUUUAUCCUGGGUUUUUGUUUUAUUAAAAACGUUACUAAACUAUUUUUUUCCUAUAUUUUUUUUUUGUUGUGUUUUUCCACCAUUUUUAUGUUUUCCAGGCAAUGUAUUUGCCCUUAUUUUUUUUUUGUGUUUUUUCGCUCACAAUUUCUUUAUAUAUAUUUUAUUAGAAUAAUUUUAGAUGGUGAUAAAAAAUGAUCACUGCUAAACGAACGGGUCAGAUAAACAUUAUAGAUUAGAAGGGCAAAUAUACACAUAGUAUGCGAUUACUUGUUCAAUAACUACGAGUAAGAUAUUGGGGGACGGGGGGGGGGGGAGGGAAUUGCAUGACCUGGCUUGACUGUACUGUAAACCAGUACUCAACCUAGUUUGUUCCGAUAUUUUCUUUGUUGUGUUUUCUAGCCCUAAUUAUAUGGUGAAGGCAAGGGAAAUUCCGCUAUAAUCUUCUAUUGGAAUUUACCUGCCACAUGUGUCAUUCAAUUAACAUUAACUUAAAUUAUUUUUAUUUGUUGCACAGUGAAAUGAUACAACAGUUUGUGGUCAAAGUGAAAUGUUCUGUAGUUGAACCAGAGCCUGGUUAGUCCAUCGUAUCAUUUAAUAAAAUUUUAUAAUGACAAAAUCUUUACUUAGACCCUCUGCAUAAUUAUGUGAACAAUGUAAAAGUAUCAUAAUUGCAGAUUAGUUCUCAUUUAGUUCAGGAUGGUGUGUAUAAUAUAUGCAGCAUGUUAUCUGAUAUGUUGAUGGUCAUGGAGUUGUGGUUGCUGCAGACCAUUGACCAAUAACUGACAGAUACUGGGCUAACACCCUGGAUGAUACAUGUAUCUGGACAGAUUUUAAGCAAGGAAAGAAGGUCAAUGUCUCACUCAAGGGAAUAGAUCAUCGUCAGUCCAAUACUGUAUGCUUUUGUACAGUAACCCAUGGGCUCCUGAUUGGGCCAUUUAAGCUGUGACUCUGCCAUUACUUGUCUCUCAGUCCUUUGUAAACACUAGGUUACUGUGUAAUUCACAUGCUUGGCCUAAGAUGGAUCGUUCUUAGUUUCCCACAUUCCCAGUUGAGUGCUGAAUGUCAGAAAAAAAAACGAACAAAGAGGAGAACUAGCCAAAUUAACAUUUUAUAACUACCAGUAGUCAUAGUCCUAGUACACCAAUAUUAAUAGGGCAGAUCGACUUCACAGACCUAAGCUUCUCUCUUAAAGAAAAAGGUACAGUUUCUGUUUUGCUUUACUCACUAAGACUUAAUGUCACACUUAAAAAAGUUAUCUUGUACACAUGUGAUUUUGAUACUUUUUUUAUGAUUCUGUAUAUCUAGGUGGUCCAGCAGUGUUGCAGUUAAGAUUUACAGAAACUAUUGUGAAUCCUGACGUCAUUAGAGCCCAGGUACCACAUGUUUUAUGGUGGCUCGCAAUGAUUGCUGCAUUUUGUAGCAAUUCCCUGAUAUGUGGAUAAAUACUUCCCCUCUUUUAACCGCAGCAGGAUUCAGUGCUCAGUCGGUAAAGUGCUGGACUGCGAAGCAGGAGGUCAUGGGUUCGAUUCCCAGGGCUGCACCACUACCCAGGGUCUUAAAAUAAUUGAGACAUUAUGUUGCUGCUUUUGUGCAGCAAAUGGCUAGACCUUCGUUUGGCUCUGAUAGCCACGUAAAAUGGUGGUCCUGUCUCCGGAAGGAGACAAAAAAAAUAGUGCGCCCAAUUAGUACUUUUGUGCUGAAUACAUUGACACUCAAUUAUGAAGGUGCAUCUUUUUUUCCAAAUGACGUGACAACAACUGCAUCAAACAAAUGCCCAGUCACUAGUAGACAUGACACCGUCACAUUCUUGGUGCACAAAAUUCCCAUGGCAGUGGUAAACUUAAAAAUGCUGCUAACUCAAAAUCGAAAAUGGGUUUGCUAAGGAUGUCUAUGACAGACUGUUCCUGUUCUGGCAACCUAAAAAAUGUUAACAAAUUUUACAUGAUAUUUGUUUACUAAUAAAGGCAUGGAAUCCUGAUGCAAUGAGGCACCUGGAGACCGGGGAAAUGUGUUCCUUGGUGUGUUAUUUCAAGGUGCUCUUCCUUACAUUUUACCGUAGCUGGAGCAAAGAAAAUCAUUGUGUACCGGGAAUUCGUUUUAUUUUCUAGGGUUUCAUUUUAUCAAGGUUCUACCUUAACGGUGUAAUUUUGAAACAUAUCAUUAAUUUACCAUGAAAGUGAGAGCACUAAAAGAUGCUCAAAAGGGAGAUGUUAAUACUUGAGGAAAUAAGAUCUUUGGUUUUGUAUCUCAAAAAUUAAAUUUUCCUUUCUUUCCUGUCUGAUUCAAGUAACCAAACAACUGGCUUUUUCCUUCAACUGUUGUAGGUUUCGUAUGAGAUUGUUGCACUUGGUGCUCCUGUGCAAGUGGUCUGUAGCGCACAGUCGACUAACCUUACUCAGAAGCCUCCAGAUCCAACACCCUCAACUCAUCAGCUAUCAAGCAGUGUGAAUCAGACAGUACUAUUAAGCAGUGUGAAUCAGACAUCUGUAUCAGCCAGUUUGCCUGUCUCAAGUGUAAAUGCAUCUGCAUCAGUUAUUGGAGGUAGUUCGAAGAGGAGGCGGAGAAGAAGCAUCCUUUCUAGUAACAGGACAGUACAUCAGUAUCAGUUUAGCACUUCAGCAGGUAAUGCAAGUAACUCAAACUGAAUCCUGUCACGUUGCCACCAGACCAUCUCGCCACCAACCAAGUCGCUAGCAAGAGGUCGAUUCGCUGCCAACCAACUUGCCACCAAGACUAAUAACUCUAAAUACCCAGGAUUAUACCGUAAAUCCUCUAUUAAGCCCCCCGGGGAGCUUAUUUAUUUCAAGCCCAUUUGAGGGGGGGCUUAAUAGAGACGGGGGCCUUUUUGAGAGGGGGGGCUUUUUUAGUUUAGAAAUGACAAUUAUGGUAUCAGUUCUCCAUAAAGAACUAGAAUACGAAGUGGAAAAGCUCAAGUACAAGAAGUUUUAGGUCAUACAGCCGAGGAUCAGAAUCAAAUGCGAUCUUCCAGUUGGUGAAUAAACCAUCCUGGAUCAGUCCGCACGAAGUUUUAUAGUCGUGGUUGAUUAAUACAGGCUAUCAAUUAUUAGUGAAGAAUAAAUUGGGGGGGGGGGGGGGGGGCUUAAUAGAGGAUUUACUGUAAGACAGUACGGACCGGUUUCCAUUUAAUAACAUGUUUAGUUCUUUCUUAAGUUAAGUUGGUCCUAAUUGAAACAUGCGCCGAACUUCCCAUGUUCUUACUGACAUAAUUUAAUACUGACAUGGUAGAUGUGCGGGGCGGAUGUGCUUAACGGAGAUAUAAAAAUAUUAAAUGGAAACCGAUUAUAUGGAUUUCCCGUUAUAGCAGCUUAAGUCCUGGGUAAGUGGGUCAGUUAUAGGGGUAUUAGUCGUGGUGGCGAGUUGGUUGAAAGCGAGUCCACUUCUUGUGGCGAUUUCGUCGGUGGCGAGAUGGGGGCGAGAUGACCGUAAAUCAUAUCAUUAGUCACCGAGGUGACACCCAGAAGGGUACUUAAGGCAACUUUUGCUGGGUAAUGCUACUACUUUGUGGCCUUAUAAUGUUCCAACUCCAUUAUAGUCAGUGGAGAGUUUGCUCGCAGGUUAUAGCCUUUACUACCUCGUUCCCCUGGUCCCACGGACCCCUUGGAGCGAGAGAGAGGAAGACAAGGAGAGAACCCUGGGAACGAAGUUGCAGCCAAUAAAAUUGUAGACCACAUCUAAGUCAGAUUUUUACAGAUUGUUUAUCUCAGCUUUGUUUUCAAAAUGUGCGACGCCAGCCUUAGUCAAAGAUGUAUUUUUUCUUUUUUGCCACAGGGCCUCCUGUAACGUUCGCUCUGGACGUGUCUCCUCUACGGAUUAUGCCACGAGCUGGCUUUAUCCGGGCACCUAACGGCAGUUUCAGCGCAGUCCUGGCACUAGACCAACCAGCUGACAACACCGUGGACAUCACGUGUUCUCUAGACAAGGUGUCGCCUGGGGCCGACUUAAGCAAUACUUCAGGGCUGUGUUCCAAUACGCCAACAGAUAAAUUGACAUUUGCAAACAGCACUGUGGAGAUAAAACUCGACCCUGUUACAAUUGAGUUCCAGGUCAGAUUUACUGUAGAGAUUUGAAAAAUUAAAUCUUUGUUUACUAUUAUACUUUGUUAACUUCGAAUUUUAACAGGACGAAGCGCAAUUAGUUUUCGUCUUUUAAACUAUACUAACAAAGUAGUUACGAAAGAGAAAGAAAAUUCUUUUUUGUGUGUUUACAUACGUCCUCCACAAGACAUCUCAUAAGGCGGUAUUUUUACGUCUUCGUUGUGCAGUGAGCAAAAUUAUGUGAUGCAUGAGCCAAAUUGUUAUUUGUCCAUUACAUUUACGGUAUUGCGGCUUUGCUCGUGUUUGCUAGAACCAACUAAUUUUGUAAGGUGGUGGUGGACCUGUCAGCAUAGCCUACAUGCAGCUCCAUCCUCCCCCUGAAAAAAGAAAAAUGGUGAGAGUUUCCCAUUGUCGUUUUGCUUAUUCGGAUGCACCUUAGCGGGAGGGGAGGGGGCACGGAGGCUGAGUGCGGUUACUUGUAGGCUUUAUUUCGUAGAAGUGACAGAACACGUGGGCAUCGCCACUUUUAAUGACUACAGUAUGGGUGAUAUUUCCUUCAGCACCCUGCUCACCGCCUAGAAAAAAAAUUGGCCAAAUUUUUUUUCUAAUCAACGGAAGAGAACGCUAGUAAAUAUCUGUAGUUUAAAGAUCUUCCAAAACAAUAACAGGACCCAGUGGUUCCGAGUAGAGAGUGUUAUAUAGUGAAUGAAUAUAUUUCAAAUCCACUGGAUAACACUUUGACCUUGCCACGUGGAUGGUGUUUUAUCACAGGCAUCCCAAGCUCACGUUACGAGGGUGGAAUGUAAUUUCUGUUGACGCGAGCGAACUGGUUUCGCGUCGCAAGCGAUCGUUGACACAUUGUAUGAGAAUAAAAUACUGAGAUCUGCGAAAUACUGCAAAGAUAAAUCUUCUUUGUGUAGUUUAUUGAUUAAAAGGUAAAAUACAACGAUAUUUAUUGUUCGCAGACCUCAGUAUUUUAUUUCUCAUCAAGAGCCAUUAUGGCUCUUGUUCUCAUACAAUGUCUCAACGAUCGCUUGUAACGCGAAACCAACACGCUCGCGUCAACAGAAAUUUCACUCCACCCUCGUAAUGCGAGCUUAGGAUGCCUGUGGUUUUAUUCAUUUACAGUAGAACCUCGAUAACUCGUACUCGGAUAACUCGAAUUCCCCGCUAACUCGAACUAAAUUUCCUUUCCCUUGAUCAAAAUUUCACUGAAAUUUACCCCGCUAACUCGAACUGCUUUUCGUUGCCCUUCAGAGUUGGAGUUACCGGGAUUCUACUGUAUAACCAUUUUUGUUAGCAACUGUGGCUUGGAGAAUCUCUCUCGUGAUAAAUUUAGGAUGUUGCAAUUGUUGUUUUCUAACUUAUGCUUAUCGUGACGAACUUCCUUUAGACUAAUGAGUUGUUUAAGAACAUAAAGCUGACGUUGAGUGGAAGCCCUGCUUGGCGCACAGAGGACGUGGUGCGAGUCACUUGUUGUGGUCGGGAUACAAGUUUGAGUCUUCGGUACGUCAACGAGACAGCGGUAGCUUUCAUCUGGGUUGAAGUUCGAAAGUUACAACCAGUGGACUGGAACAGUAUCACAAGUAAGAAUAGGAGCGUCGCGAACAAAGAAAGAAAACUGUUUUUAGCUUUAUUGGCAAACUCGGCUCAACUAUUUUAACGUGAAUCUGGAACUUGUUAAUAGAUGAACAGACGGUUUGCAGUUUUGUGUUUUAGACAGCUUACAUCUGAAAAUGUUUUCCCUAAAGUGCGUUGUGCAUUAUUUUUUGUUAAUUCUCUAAACGGAGAAAGAGAACUAAAUAGCCAAACGUAGCAUAAAAGGAAACAUUACAUCAUUUAGACAGAACAAUAAUUUAGAAUAAGCACCAGAGUAAACUCAUUAUUGCCUUGGUGUACUCUGAAUAAUUUUGAAAAUAAUCGUGUUUUUGUGCCUAGGUGGUCAAAGGAAGGCUACACUUGUGUCUGAUAUAGAUUUGUCGUGUCCCUGCGACUUAAAGGAGAACUCCUGUGAUACAGGCUGUUGUUGUGAUCAGGUAUAAGUGCUUCACACUGUCCUCUAGAAUAACAAAUACCUACAUUAAGAAAUAACAGGGAAAGACAAACAGGACUACUGCUAAAGGGUGACCGCGGCCGCUUAAUGGAGGUGGCAGUUCUAAUACCGUUUAGUAAAAUCCAACUGGUGGUCUAUUAUCAAUGUUGCAUUCUGAUUGGUUGGGCUACUAUUAGGCUAUAUGUUAUAGCCCACUAGUAGUAAAAAGCGCCAGCUUUUAAAACCAAAACAGUGGCGGCUGAAUUGUGUUGUGCUAGCUAAAGUUGUUUUCUCUCAAUAUGUUUGACCAACUAGUUGGAUUUUACUAAAACAAUUAUUCCUCUCGCCCUGAUGGCCUCUGAGUCAAUAGCCCAUCGGCCUCAUGGGCUAUUGAUUCAGAGCCCAUUCGGGCUCGAUGAAUAAUUGUUAAAGAUUCAGUGUGUGUGUGGACGGAAAAUCGGGACGAGAAAAAUUACCCAUUGAAUACAAAGCCGUAAUAGGCCAUUUUACAGUUGUGGGGUUAGCGUUCUAGCCUUUGAGUGAACGCGAGGCUGAGGUUGAGCUUGUUUUAAUACAAACCCCCUUUCUUUUUCUAAGGGAGUUAGUCUAAAAACAACAUGAUGUACAUAUUAAAGCAGGACAGGCUGUACCAAAACAACGUCAACUUCAGCCUCGUUUCCACCUGUUUCUAUAAAAUGGGCUGUUGGCUAGGCUUUGAUAGAUUCUACUCGCAAACGUAACAUAAUAUGCCACUAGCAGUGCUCGUAUAUUUUUGAAAUUAAGGCAGGUAUUGUGCUAGUUUUUGCGAAUUUUGCUCAUUUUUGCUAAAAAUGCAGAAAUUAUCCUUCUACUUUUUACUUUAAAUUUGGUUAAAGCACCUUAAUAACCAUUUUACAAACAAGGAAAUGACAAACACAUUUACCCUGUUUACAUCUAGAAACUUUAAGAAUGCAUAAUUCAUUGUCUGACAACUAUAAAACCAGCGCGCGAACGCUAUCUGGGGUAACCGAGCCAGUUAUGUGUAUAAGUCCUGUGGAAAGUGUCCUAGGACACUUCUUGUAGGAUGCAGGUCCAUGAAUGUGAUAAUUAGCAGACAAAAAAUUGAUUUUCUUACUUAAUUUGCCUGAGACUGUGAUCUCAGGCCAAAAAAACGGUUGCACGAUCAAUAACUGACAAUUUUGUGCUGCAAAAACCUGCCACCGUACUUUCUUCAUUUCACCUGUCCUUUUAUUGGUUGCUAUGGCACCGUAUCUGACCAUUGUCCAAUUAAGUAAUUGUUUAUUAUUUCGAAAUGUUCCAUAUUUAUUGCUUUUUACAUCAUGGCCAAAAGGCUUUGUAUAUAUAACUUCAAAUAGCAUUUGCUAGUUAUUUAAGUGAUUGCUUGAAUGUGUAUUCUCUCUUAAGGAUUGUAGUGACUUUGAAAACGAGAGCGCCAAUUGCAUCCCAGGAUUCUUUGGUGGUGCUACUUCAGAGAGACCUUUCGAAUUUAGUUGCCAAGCCUCCUGGCCUGACGCAAGGGACUGGCAACCAUUCCUCUGUGUUGCCAUUAACAACAGUCCAUUUACUGGCUAUUUUUACAAUCUCACCAGUCCUUCUCUUGCUCAGGACUCGGCAUCGUUUAACUCGCUUGCGAGGAAUAAGAAAAGGGAAAGGUUUACCUUUAUGGAGAGCGAAGAACGCCGAACCACAAUCUCGAGUGGGUUGUACACUGUGGGAACAAGUGUGAAAACUGCUGCUAACGCUGAAGAUGUAAACUAUGUUAGAGCCACAGUGGGCGUGUUGAGUCUACCGCAGACUGUAUUCAAUGGUUUGUGCUCCCAGGACGUACCCGUUAGAUUUCUGGAACAAGUUUCCUCUCGCUGUGUUCUUGAGUUGGAAGAGUCUCUUUGUAACUCGCAGUCGCCGUGGAGUGCUUUGAAUUAUCUGAUGCCCAUUCAACUCAAUCGCCGCACGUGCGUACUACCACCCUCUGUUCUGGCGCAAGGACGGCUCAACGAAACAGGAGGGCCUCCUGAGCUUGCCACAACAGACGUACGAUAUUAUUGUACGGAUAUCACGGAUUUUGUUUCUGCGGCAGCUAAGGAAUCGGAAAACUCGCUUACUAAUAACUCUUCUUCGUUAUUUGAGAGCAGCGCGCAGGAAAGAGCAGAUCCCACGAGGUGUGCGUUUGAUGAUGGAGAAACUCUACCACCAGCACCGGACUUUAACAAAACAACGAGGUUAUGUACAAAUGUAGUGGUCAAAGUUGAAUACGAGUUUGAAUGGCGUGACAGGAGAAUUGACGCGGUGAAAGCAAGAGUCACGCUUGGAAACGUUCAAAUUCCUGCAGUUAAAACAAAUACUGGUCUUGUCACUUCUACCGAUGCUAUCAACACCCUAAGCCAGAGCUUUUCUGUAAAUUUCACCCAUUCACCGCUACUUAAUUCUUCAAACGUCCGGGAGGCUACUUUUCAGCGGUCAGGGAAUCCAGGCUACCUGCUCGGUCGACCGGUGUUGAGUCGCCUGGAAAACAGUUCGGGACAAGUGAGUUGUAGAACGUUUUGUUGCCUUCGCUCUGUUAUACAUUAAGGAGUAAUAGUGACAAUAUUGCUGUCGAAGAUGGUGAUGAUGAUGGUGGAAAUUACUGACAGUAAUGAUCAUAUCAGUAAUAUAAGAGGCGGAUGGAAUAUAGUUCUACCCUUUAAUUUUGUUUGACCAUUGAAGUAAAGCUUCCUCCUCCGUACUUUACUGAGCACAAUACCCUGUGUUUUAUUUCCCCUUGAAUUUGGACUUUUUUUUAACUCUUGGAAUGAAAGGGUUAAAUUUUGUUGCUCAUUUUUGAGAGAGUUUCUUGGAAGAAUAGGGCAAAACUACUUUGCUAGGUUAAUGUCACAACGAUUGGGCAGAAUGGCCCUCCUCUGAUUGGAUAGGAACGAAAGAAGUUAAAUGAGAGAUCAAGGUAGCCUGAAAAACAGCCGACAUUUCGGGGCCCCCUCCACUGGUUUCCCAAACGUCUGAAAAAUACCUCAGAAAUUUUCCAUACUGACGACGCGUCACUACCCAGAUAUAGGUAAUGUUUCUGACUGGUUGAAAAUUUGCUUCAUCCAAUCAGAAGAACUACCGAGAUCUGGGUAGUGACCCGUCAUCAGUAUGGAAUUCGGCACUCGUUUCUCAGUCGUCUGGGAAACCAGUGUUGGCGUCAGCGCGAAAUGUAGGCUGUUUUCUCAGGCGAAGAUCAAUGUUGCGUAUCAAAUAACCAGUUUCUGAUAUUGAUGAGCUUUUUUUAUCUUGUUUAACUUGUUGCAGCAUUCUAACGUCUUGUUAACCUUUUUAGGUUAUCGCUGGCAAACUUCAACUUUGGUCACCAGGCCAUGAUGGUCUAUGCGCGGGAUCCACGCUUACCCCUAUCCUUUAUGGCGAAGAUACGCUUUCCGGCUGUUUGUUGCGGCUAUCGUUUGAGGACAUGCGCAACUGCUCCUAUUUAAGAGAAAUGGUUCUAAUUAACCAGAAUCGCCUGAUCCAAGCCACACAUGUUGGUCGCAGUGGUAAUGCAAACCUCAGCGUCCUCGCUGAUUGGCUGCCAGUAAUAAGGUAAGGUAUAUAAGAAUCCGUAACUUUUUUAAGUCUUUGAACCAACCGCAGUUAACCCUUUAAGGCCAGAUAGUGACCAACAUCAAUUUUCUCUUAACAAUAUCCAUACAUUGUCAAGAGAUAAAGUUAUGAGAAUCAAUAAAAUGAUCACCAAAGAGAAAAUGCUUUGAUAAUUUAUGAAAUUCUCUCAACACAUUUUUUAUGGAAAAGUAUUGAGAUCAGUUUGGAGAAUUUGUAUGUGGAUACUGGGGCUUAAAGGGUAACAGACCAUUUCCGAGUUGCCCCAAGCCUCUGUUUCAAAGCGAGACUAAGUGCGAAGCUGUUGAUAUGGAAAUGAACUCAUUUUCUCAAGAUAGAUUUUGCACUUAGCCUCCUUUUGAAAGUGAGAGUUUUUGGAGCCCGGAAAUGGCAAAUUGUCUAAACUUGCUGAAAAGAAGUCAAAAUUAUGUCACCGUCGUCCAGUCGUUACUUCAGAGAAUCUACACAAAUUUAUUUUGCGCUUCAGAAAGUAUCUUGAGCCAAGUUUUGUUUCAUUUUGUGAUUGUGUCCUAAGCAAAUUCUCUGUAAGGCAACUAAGCGCCAAACAGUAUUGUCGAAAUGUUGUAUUGUUGAAGUCAAUUUCCGAAAGCUUUUAAAUGUAGUUCACUGGACUUGAAUUGGUAAAACUACAGUUAAGGCUCUUUUAUUGAAGAAAUUUUGUUAAUGCGGUUUGAUACGUUUAUAAAUAAUGAUGAAACUUAUUGAAAUCUUUUUAUUUUGUUUUGUUUUGCUUUGUUUUAUUUAGAGAGCCAAUAAGCAAUAAUUCCGAAUCCUCCUCGGAAGAGGGAACUUGUUCCGGCAUUCCUAGCGGAGUAAUAAUUGAGAUGCUGGUGACGGAUGCUGGAAAAUACGGCGGCGUACCUCAGAUGGAAAUAGUGGGAACGAGAAUCAAGUAAGAAGUAGUGUGAUUAUACGUCGCCCGUUUAGUGUCUGUAAUACCAACAAAGAGAAAGGAAAAUAAAGAAAUUCUCUUACGAAGACACGUAUUUCACCUUUCAACACACCACGCGUAGUGUCAUUCUUCUUGACAGUUGUAAGGCGAACUCGUGAUUUCCUUUUCUUUUAAGCGAUCACAAGAGCUCUUCGAGAUGCCUCGCCAUCGCUCCUCUUCGGUGGAAAGAAUUUUCAACUGAGUUACUUUUUUGUACACAUCCCGCGUUACCUUUCGAUCUCACUGAAUUGUUUCCGAAAAACAGAGGUUGCUCGUAGCUAAACGAAACUGUAAUGUAGGAAUAGUACUUUUACCCCGAACCAUGCAGUCUCUUUUAGUUCCACAAAUUUGCGUGAAGUGGUUUGUAACUGACACGCCGCACUCGCUCAUUUGCAUUUCUCGGAUUAUAUUUAUAAUUUAACAGCGAAGUGUGCAAAUGACGUGAACUUUCGAAAAUACUUUUGAUAUUUUGUCUCAGUCGAGCAUGUUCAUCGGCAGCUAAAUUUCCCGCGUUGUCUUACUUUCACUUAUUGCACCUAAUUUUUUCUUGUUAGAUUCCAGUUUAGCACGUGGCAGUUCAAGUGUGUCAGUGGUGUAAGUUGUUCAGCCCCCAGUGAUACUGAUACAAACUUAACUCAGUUGGUACCCAGUCCCUCAGCUACUCCAGCAACCGCAGCUUCAUCCACCGUCCUUGACACGUCACAAGCAACUAUGUCACCUCUGGCUUUGAGUUCAGUACUUAACUCUAACUUGGUACAUCCAUCCCUCUUAUCAGCAUCUUCAUCAACCAGAGGCUCAACAAACAUCACAGAUAUCAACCCUAACUUCGUACCUUCAUCCCUCGUACCAGCAUCUUCAUCAACCAGUGGCGCAACAAACAUCACAGACAUUAACCCCAACUUCGUACCUCCAUCCCUCUUACCAGCAUCUUCAUCAAACAGUGGCGCAACAAACAUCACAGACAUCAACCCUAACUUUGUACCCCCUUCCCUCCUGCCAGCUACAUCAUCGAAUGAUAACGCAACAAACAUGAAAGUGAGUUCUGGAUCGAGCCCUACCGCCGCUCACUCAUCUCUCCUGUCACCAACGGCGUCUUCAUUAUCUAGCCAUCUCACUGUAAGUUCAUCCGUCAGUCCUCCCGCAAGUGGUACGGAGAACACUAGGAACUACCCGCCUCACUUCCAGUACUUUAUGGUGACAAGCUCCGUUGUUUUCAUUAAAGUGCCCGCCGUCAAACCACAGAGAGUUAAAAGGUCAGUCUAUGCGCAUGCGUUGAAACGACAGUCAUGUUCCGUGUUUCUGUUCCAUUUUUCAUGGAUUGAGUCCCCGUCAACGUUCCUUUGGUUCUGUGUGUGUCUGCAAUAACCCUAUUCGGCGCCUGUUGAGCGGUUCUUAUGCGCAACAAGUCGAAACAGGGGUCCUCUUAUAUUCAAUCAACUUCCUGUGGACACCCUCGGGACCGCCCGCGUGCGUGUAAUAGUACGAUGAUAAAACUGAAGAAAAAACCUACUGCUGUCUAAAUGCCCCUCAUUGCCCGUUAUAACGAGAGUAAAUGUCCUUUCAAGACUAGACUGUGUCCGUAAGUCCGUAAUAAGGGGAUUUUGUUUCACUUGAACGGCGAACGGGGUAUCAGAUGACGGGUCAAGUGUUACGUUGGUUGUAGUCUACCACGCAACCGUUUUUGUCCCAUCACGCAACGCUCCUCCCCAGGAGGAGCAGGAGCGUUGCGUGAUGAGACAAAAACGGUUGCAUGGAACGUCAUCAGCUGGGACGAUGAGGUAAAUUGUUCAAAGUAAAGGAAUUUAAAACCCAAGACUACCACCCAUUUGUCAAAGCGAAGCAUCAUUUUCACCUGGUCAAUUUGCUUCAUUCCGAUGUAGCGUCUUUCACUGGGGAUUCGCUCGGACGAAAAGGGUUUAUAGCAUUCGAAACUUUAGCUCUCAAAUAACUUAACGGUGGCAAAUUCAUCUUCUUAGAAGCCCAUCUGAUCUUAUCAAGUAAAGUGACAACUUUAGUCGCGUUUCUUAGGUGUUGAGCAAAGUAUUGUGAUAAUACUUUGCUGAACACCUACGCAACGUAGCCAAAUUCUCAAAACGUUUUUUGCCACCAAAUGAAAUUUUGAGUAUCAGACUUUCGUCACUGCAAAUCCAACAUAACUUCCUAAGACAGUCUCUACUGACAGUAUACUAAUACUAACACUACUUUCUUGACCCCACGACAGGUCGGUGGAUCAGACUGGCAUUUGUUACAGAGAUGUGUGCAAAGAAGAACUGUUCUUGCCACUAACUGAGGCAUAUCAGGGUGAACCUCGUGAGAAAUCAUUGGCUCUUUCUCUUUUUCUUAUUUUCUUGGCUCUUGUCACCUUUGCUGUGACCAGACCUUGGGGAUAAGUCUGGUCUUUACGCCUGUUAGAGUCAAGUUCUGACUGUUUCGUGGCAGCUUAAG